This is a messenger RNA of Cucurbita pepo subsp. pepo (vegetable marrow), 1354 nucleotides long. The record is from RefSeq and is a predicted model, not a curated record. NCBI's taxonomy places the organism in Eukaryota, Viridiplantae, Streptophyta, Magnoliopsida, Cucurbitales, Cucurbitaceae.
CCUAAAUUUUUGCAGGGAAAGCAUAUGUUUAGCGAAGUCAGGUCUUCAGAAAUGUUUUUGGGAGGCCGUUUAGCAACCUGACUACACUGCCAUGGUUGGGGAUUUGUGUUUAAAAGGAAAGUUAGGAGCAGCUCUUUUGCUUCGGAGAAAGUUGAUAAGACAAGGUUUUGUUGUUGAUUUACUCACACACAAUUAUCUUCUUAAUGGACUGUGUAUAAACUGUGAUAUGGAGAUAGCAGAUUCUCUUUUUAGGGAAAUGUUAGAAAGGGGUCCUUCUCCCAGUUGUGCCACAUACAACAUUAUUAUUAAGGGUUUCUGCCUUCAUAGGAAUAUGGAUAAAGCUCUCGACCUAUUUUAUACCAUGGCUAAUAGUGGUAUUAAGCCAAGUAGAAUUACCUAUAACAUACUUUUACAUGCAUUGUGCAAGAGAGGCAUCCUGGAGGAUGCUCGGAAGCUUCUUGAAGAUGUCCUUGAUGAUGAUAUUAAAACAACAGUUGAUGCAAUCACAUCAACUAUAUUAAUGGAUGGUUACUUUAAAGGUGGAGAUAUGGUUCAGGCUAUUGCUUUAUGGUCUGAGAUGGUUGAAAAGAAGACAGAGAUUGAUGUCGUUGCAUACAACGUCCUUAUUCACGGGCUUUGUUUGAAUCAAGAUAAGAAAAUUGCAUUUGGCUGUGUUGUUGAUAUGAUCAAGAGGGGUUUUAUUCCGGAUAUCUUUACAUACAACACUCUAAUCAGUGAUCUUUGUAAAGAGGGCCAAUUUGAUGAGGUUUACUAUAUCCAUGAUGUCAUGUCACGAAUGGGUGUUUCUCCAGAUCAUAUUUCAUACAAAAUGAUUAUUCAAGGUCUAUGUAUUCGUGGAGAUGCUAUCAAAGCUAAUGAGUUUCUUCAUUCAAUGUUAGAGAAAUCGAUGGUGCCUGAGCCUCGUAUCUGGAACCUGAUAAUUGAUUGUUAUGGAAGGUAUGGAGAUCUGAGCAAUGCAAUCUCCAUCAGGGAUCAGAUGUUGGCCACCGGCGUGCUACCAAAUGUAUUUACUUACAAUGCGUUGAUUCACGCACAAGUUAAAGGAGGGAACAUAUUCAAUGCUUAUUCUCUGAAAAAGGAUAUGCUUUUGUUAGGUCAUUUUCCAGACGUUGUUACUUAUAAUUUAUUGAUAAGUGGUGCCUGUAAGUGUGGACAAAUUCGUUUUGCCCUUCAAUUAUAUGAUGAAAUGCUGAGGAAGGGGUACGAACCAGAUAAGAUAACCUACACAGAACUAAUAAGAGGUCACUGUAUAUGUGGUGACAUGAAGGAGGCAGAAGAUCUAUUUAUGAAGUUACAUAGAUCUGGGUUGCCAAUGGAUAUUGUCCCAUUUAAA